This is a messenger RNA of Symbiodinium pilosum, 4980 nucleotides long. The record is from the annotation of a GenBank genome assembly. Lineage: Eukaryota; Dinophyceae; Suessiales; Symbiodiniaceae.
AUGAAUGCGACCGCCAAGCCACAGCGCUUGCCAACCCCGUCGCUCAGGCAGCAGUAUUACACCUGCAGACACGUCGCGAAGAGCGAAGCCAGUGAAGGUGAUCUCCGGCUGGGAGCGAGCGUGAGUCUUCCAAACCUACCCGAAAAGACUCAGAUCUUCUCUGAGCACGCGGAGGUGCUGACAUUUACGGACCGGGGUUCAGAAAGAGGUCCCGAGACAUAUCUGAGUGCAUCACCUCCGCGGAAGACGCCAUUGCGAUCGCAGCGCUUUGGCGCUUCCAUCGUCUCGCGCGACCGAGUGCAGCAGACGCUGCCGCGUCACAUCGAACUGUGUGACGAUAAGAAAGCUGUUCAACAUGCCCGAAGCAAUUUGGAAAACUUGGGGUCAGUGAUCAGGGACUUCGAGCAGAGAGGCCGAGGACCAGAGGUGAAUGCGACACAACCGCAUCGUCGCAUGCGAGGACUUGACUUCUUGUAUAGCGUGCGCAAUGAUUCGGCAAUGCUUCCAAAGCCAGAAGAUGAAGGUGGCAUGAAGGCGCGACAAGAAGAUGAUGAAGAGCUAAGAGGUGAUCAGCGACGAGCAAGAGUUUGGAAAUUGCUGAAGACGGUACCGUACUUCAUGACGCUUGAGACCGCUUACAAUGGGCUCACUUGGAAGCUUAGCAAGAAGUGUCAAUUCUUCAAGGAAGCCGCUGGUCAGGUCGUCUUCCGACAGGAUGAUCCGGCUGGCAAUUGCUAUGUCAUCGUCAGCGGUGAGGUUGCGGUGAAGAUCUUCAAAGAUUCAAACGGAAAAGAUGAGGACGAGGACAGACGUCCGUCCCCGCGUGAGUUGCACGAGCCACGCAUGUACUGGUAUGAGACUUUCACGCUGAACACGUGGGGAGGAUACAGAGACGUGCGUGCCACCACGGGCGAAGAGGAGCAGCAACUCAGGAAGUACUUCGCCUGGGCUUCGCCAAAAAAGCCUGCCAAAAAAAAGCCCGAGACGGACGCCAGCGUGAAGCAUAUGAGACGGAGGUCUAUGCAAAGCGUUCUGGCCAUCGUUGUCGAAGCUGGACAAGCAAUUGACCAGACGGCUGAUGUGACCGAUGAUGCAGAAAGGGACAUGACUUUGUACGAGCAGCUGCAGCAGGAAGACAAUCCUCGCUACAAGACUGCAGAAGGUCACAGCACGUGGUGUCGGCAGGACUCCGCUCUCGGCGACACUGUUGUGACUUUAGGUGCUGGAGCCAUUUUUGGGGAAAUGGCGCUACAGAACGACAAACCCCGUGCAGCAACCAUCGAGUGCCUGCAGGAUUGCGAAUUCCUUGUCAUUCCGCGCUUCGUAUACAGGAGAAUUCUCAAGGAAAUCACAGGCAGAUCUGCUGACAGCUUAAAGGCUGCCUCUAUCUUGAGGAAGUUGGACUUCUUUCUGGACAUGGAGGCGGAGCGACCUGGAACGAUUGAUCGUCUUGCGCAAAAGACAGCUUGGCAGGACUGUCCAGCUGGUCAAGUUCUGUUCCGUCAGCAAGAUCCACCUGGAAACUGUUAUGUGCUGUGCGAAGGAACGGUGGACUGCUACAAAUGUGGCCCGGAGAUGCUUCCUCGAGAAGGGGAGAGGCGCAAGCUGAAACGAAUGAUGACGCCUCGCACAUGCACUCAGUUUGACAUGCGAGAGUUUGUGACUCUAGUCGAAGCGCUCCGCAACUCGAAAGGGUUUCGCAAGGACCAGAGAUACUUGACUUUGGAGAGGUUCAGCUGCUUUUGCAAGGCAUCAGUCUUGGGGCCUUGCGUGGCAACCCUCGAAGCGCCGGCAUGUUUCGGUGAGCUGGCUCUCAAGAACACCCAGCCAAGAGCAGCCACAGUGAAAUGCCGGACGAAAUGCCGAUUGAUGAUCUUGGAGAAGCAGCACGUGCUGCAUGUCCUCACAGAGGUCAUGGCCAGGAUCCGGUUCUUCAAUGAUCGCCUUCCUGGCAUUUCUGAAGCAGAGUACAGGAUGGACCACCCGUCCCAGUACUUCAGCCUUCGACACUUUCCUCAAGGCUUUCAGUUCACGUACGAGGGUAUUGUUAUGACCGAGCCAGCCCUCUACAUUUUGAAGAGUGGUGCCUUAGAGUUCCGCAGAUACAGGAGGAUCAGUCAGAAUCCGGCCUACGUUCUCUCGCACCUCCCCAUGGUGGAGUCAUCCUGGAAGUCGCUGGCGGCGAGGCCACGCACCGGCGUUGCUGGAAGCAAGAGGUCUGGCGCCAGGCCUAAGAGCAGGGCACUCCAGAGCCGCACAGGACGCAAGCAGCUUACUCCGAGAGAUGACCUCGGGGAAGAGGUCGUCUGUGAUGUUAUGCGCAAUGAGGGUGUUUUCUGCACGCUUCCAUUCUUCCCGCUCUUCUGCGAGGAGCCCUUCUCUGUGGUGGCGGCUUCUCCAGUGGAGGUAUUUCACAUUGCUUCAGAGAACGUUAAGAAGCUGGGUGGGGACUACCUGCCUGUCCUGCGGAAGCACCUGCUGCUGCAGCUGAAGGAGCGGAUCAGGAACCUCCCAUCGGGUGCAGCUGAAGUGGAGGAGGACACUGCUCGAGCAUUUGAUCCAGCAGGGCAAACGUUUUACAGUACGAUCCUUGACCAAGCUAAGAAGCACCGCCGUAAGUACAAACCGACGUACGAGGAACACAUCAUGCAGCUGAAGCAAAGCACCGGCAUGCUGAGGCAGCACGAGUCUGUGGUUGAGGACCCCGGCCUGCCGAGUAGCUGCCCAGAGUCAUUUUGCCAACUUCUGCCGAAUUGGUUAUUCUUGCAGGAGGAGAAACCUGAAGAUGCAGAAUUGAAAGCCGUGGAAUUGGCAGAUGCAAGGACGGCACGCGAACUGGAAGGACAGGGCCAGCUGCAGGAUGCCCUCCGCGAGUACCAGAACUGUUUGCAGAUUUACCAGUUCGUAUGGAAGUGGGAAUCAAAUACUCGCGUCAAGGACAUGCUGCGGGAAAGAUUAGAAGACUUGGUGAGCCGGGCAGAGUCGCUGAAGGCACGUGCCGCGAACGGCGCCCAGGCCCCGUCGUCUCCUGGAGGCUAUGCGGGAGGUGGCGCUGCUACCCAAGCACCGCCUGCCACAGGAACUGCUGAAGAUGGGGAAGACAAGGAAAAAGAGAAACUGAAGAAAGGACUUGAAGGUGCCAUCAUGACCAGCAAGCCCAACAUCAGGUGGGAUGAUGUGGCUGGCUUGGAGGCUGCCAAGGGCGCGCUCCAAGAGACAGUCAUCUUGCCAACUAGGUUUCCGCAGCUCUUCACCGGCAAGCGGGUUCCAUGGCACGGCAUCCUCCUCUAUGGGCCACCAGGGACAGGGAAAUCGUUCCUGGCCAAGGCUUGUGCCACGGAGGCCGAUGCCACUUUCUUUAGCAUCUCAUCCUCCGACUUGGUUUCCAAGUGGAUGGGAGAGAGCGAGAAACUUGUGCGAAGCUUGUUCGAAAUGGCCAGAGAGAGCAAACCGGCCAUCAUCUUCGUUGAUGAGGUAGACUCUCUUUGUGGCGCUCGUGGCGAAUCUGGAGAGUCGGAUGCAGCCCGGCGAAUCAAGACCGAAUUCCUCGCGCAGAUGGAUGGAGUUGGAAAGGACAGCUCCCAAAUCCUGGUCCUGGGGGCAACGAACACUCCCUGGGACCUAGACACUGCCAUCCGUCGUCGUUUCGAGAAGCGUGUCUACAUUCCUCUGCCAGAUAUGGAGGCACGAGUGCGGCUACUCACGCUGCACUUGGGCGACACACCACACAGCUGCACCCCAGAGGAACUCCGAAACAUCGCUGCGCAAACUGACGGCUACAGUGGUGCUGACAUCUCCAUUCUCACGAGGGAUGCUCUCUUCGAGCCGGUCAGGAAAUGUCAGCGUGCGCGAACCUUCAAGCGCGUUGACAAGACAGGUCCUGAUGGCAAGCGGAGCUUCUGGACACCGUGCAGUCCUGGCGACCCCGGGGCGGUGCCCAUGACUCUUAUGGAGGUCCCCGCCGCGGAGCUCCUGUCGCCCGACGUUGAGGCGCGUGACUUCGAGGUUGCGCUGGAAAAGGUGCGACCGAGCGUCAGUCCCGGCGACUUGAAGUCUCACGAGGCGCAGACCCGGCACAGAUGGGGAAUGGGAUUGUUCCAUGCAUGUCCUACCAGUGACAGCAAAGAGAGAGUUCACAUCGAUGUUCGGCAUGGAGGGCUGAUGUCAACCGGCCUGGUGGCACAUAGAGGCUUUCAUUACCCACAGCUGGAAGAGAACCGACCCCUGGAGUGCACUUUGCCUGCAAUGAAAUCAGCAUGGGAGGCCGGGCUACGGCUUUGCGAGUGCGAUGUGCGGGUAAGUUCUGAUGGCAGAAUUCUUUUGUCUCAUGACGAGACGCUGGACCGCUUGACGGCAACAACUGGGACGCCAAAGAUCACUGAGUUGACGGCGGAACAGCUUUGUCAGUGGCCGCUCCGUCAGCCAGAAAGCCACAUUGUCUGCUUGGAGGAGGUCCUGAACACCGCACUUGCAAACUCAUGCCAGCUGGUCAUUGAGCUGAAGGGCUGCGCUGGCCCUUGCGUUGGAGAAGCAGUGGCCAGCUUCUUUGGACAGAAGCCGCAGCUUCUCAAGGCAUGCGCGCUAGUAAUGUCCUUCGAGCUUGCUGAGCUUCACGGCUUCGCGAGAGGCUUCGAAGAGCAGCGAAGACAUGUCCCAGGUUUAAAUCGGCCCCAGCUCUUGUUGCUGACUUGCGUCCCGCAGCCUGAUCUGCAAGCGAAAUACCAGACGCUUGAUGUGGGAAGCGCUUCAUCCAUGGAGACAGCCUUGCAGUACUUGGAGCAAAAGGAGCAGGGCAAUUCUUCUCUUGCUGUGCAACGGCUGAUCCGGGAACUCAACAGUAAGCGCUGCACGGUUGGCGUCUGGCAGCGUUUUGGACAGACCGACUGUGCAAAGGAGGCAGCAAAGCUCCUGGAUGUCGGGGUGAGGUACUGCAACUCUGACUUGCCAAGGGACUUCAUGCCGCAAGAGACGGCAGUUUAA